UUUCCCCCUUCAUUAUCGUCAGCUGCUUUCUUCACUGUGCAAUUCUUCUCCCUGUUCCCAUCUUUCUUCUCUUUUAUACUUUUGGACUAUCACUUGGCGCACUUUAAUACCAGAAAAGGGGACAACGGUGACAAAGCUUAACGACAAACUCUGAUCAAUUUCGGGGUUUCGUCAUCGAAAUGGAGGGAAAACAGGGGUUGUCCCGUAGUCGGUCGCGAGCUAAAAGUCCGGCGAGGAGUGCAUCGCCAAUGUCGAGCUUAUUGCGGCGGAGGAGGAAGAACUACAGCCACCACUCGGAGCCGUUUUUCUUUAGGUCGGGGGGAUUGAGGCCGGCGGAAGCUUUGUCGCCGUUGAAAGAAGGUCCCGAUCCGGAUGGAACAGACGGCGAAGAUUCGAGGACGGAAGGUAGGUGGGCCCAGUGGAUGAAAGGUCAACUGUCACGCGGUCCUUCCGCUUCGUCUUCGACGUGUAAACGCUCCGAUCUGAGGUUGUUGCUUGGACUCUUAGGUGCGCCGCUUGCUCCGGUUCAUGUUAGUGCGUUGGAGCCAUUUCCUCACCUCAGCAUUAAAGACACCCCAAUUGAAUCUUCAUCUGCUCAGUACAUAUUACAGCAGUAUACUGCUGCUUCAGGUGGGCAAAAGCUUCAAAACUCCAUCCACAAUGCUUAUGCUAUGGGUAGGGUGAGAAUGGUAGCUUCCGAGUUUGAGACGGCCAACAAGGUCAACAAGAACCGGAAUUCUUCGAAAGUUGCAGAAUCCGGUGGGUUUGUUUUGUGGCAAAUGAAUCCAGACAUGUGGUAUGUCGAACUUGCUCUUGGUGCUAGCAAGGUUCAGGCAGGUUGCAAUGGGAAGCUUGUGUGGCGGUACACUCCUUGGCUCGGUGCACAUGCUGCUAGAGGGCCUGUUAGGCCACUCCGUCGAGCACUUCAAGGUCUUGAUCCGAGAACAACAGCGAGCAUGUUUACAAAUGCAAGAUGUAGUGGUGAAAAGAAUAUCAACGGUGAGGACUGUUUCAUCCUCAAGCUUUGUGCCGAUCCUGCGACAUUGAAGGCCAGGAGUGAAGGACCUGCUGAGAUCAUCAGACAUGUUUUAUUCGGCUACUUCAGCCAGAAAACAGGCCUUCUUGUGCACUUGGAAGACUCGCAUUUAACCCGAAUACAAAACAACGGUGGAGACGCUGUGUACUGGGAGACUACAAUCAAUUCAUUUCUCGAGGACUACAAACCUGUUGAAGGAAUAAUGAUUGCUCACUCGGGUCGCUCUGUGGUGACCCUAUUCCGGUUCGGUGAUACUGCAAUGAACCACACUCGCACCAGGAUGGAAGAAGCAUGGGAAAUUGAAGAAGUGGCAUUCAAUGUUCCAGGUCUAUCAGCGGACUGUUUCAUACCUCCAGAUGAAAUAAGAUUGGCUUCAAUGGCUGAAGCCUGUGAGUUUUCUCAGGGUCGGAGUGUAAAAACUACCGUGGCUGCUGCACCAUAUAGAGCCAAACUCGGUAAACUAGAUAAAAGUUCAUAACACAGUUUAUAAGAUGGAGAUUUAAAGAAGAGGGCUUUUGGCAAAGUUCAACGUAGCUUUUGACUAGACUUAAUAGUUUUUUUUACUUGACUAACUAAUUAGAAGGUAAAGUCGAAACUGUAGUGGUCUGUAAGAAUUUUGGUAUUGGAUAAUGCCGCUUUCAAAUUUGUAAAUACAGCAGGGUGAUCUUGGUACUUUUCGUAGGAUGAAAAUGUAUUAGUUAUCUGUAUUCUUCUUU
Hibiscus syriacus is the source of this 1752-nucleotide messenger RNA. RefSeq lists its product as uncharacterized. The coding region runs from base 180 to 1514 and encodes 444 amino acids. The record is from RefSeq and is a predicted model, not a curated record. Lineage: Eukaryota; Viridiplantae; Streptophyta; Magnoliopsida; Malvales; Malvaceae. The transcript is spliced from 3 exons.